AUGGAGCGUGUGCUGUUGCCUCAAAUCGUGUUGCAAACCUUCGAUGGCAACAUCGAUGAUUGGUUGAGCUUCCGUGACCUGUAUUUGUCGCUCAUACAUAGGAAGGCAGACUUACCGGAAGUGGAAAAAUUCCACUACCUCAAAGGGUGCUUGGCAGGCGAAUCCAAGUCACUAGUGGAUCCGCUGCCAAUUACGCGGGAGAACUAUCAGGUCGCGUGGGACUCUGUAAUGAAACGCUAUAACGAUAGCAAGCAGCUUAAGCGUCGUCAAGUUCAGGCGCUGUUCAAGUUACCGAAGCUGGCUAAGGAGUCGGCUACCGAGUUGCGGUCCCUACUGGAGGGCUUCGAGCGGUCUAUGCAGACGCUAGAUCAGCUAGUUCAACCAGUUGAAUAUAAAGAUCUGCUGCUGUUGGACGUCCUAUGCGCGCGACUGGAUCCGAUAACUAGAAGAAGCUGGGAAGAACUAUCCUCAACUAAGGAGCAGGAUACGAUCAAGGAUCUAACUGAUUUCCUCCAACGUAGAGUGAAAGUCCUUGCUGCUCUACCAACCAAGUCCUCGAGUUACAAGGAAGAACCUCCUCAACAAAAAAGGGCACCGUUUCGGCACUUGAGCUACACCACUGUUCAGAGGGAACGUUGGGGCUGUGUAGCGUGCCAAGAAGAUCACCCACUAUAUCAAUGCCCGAGAUUUCAACGGAUGUCUAUACCCGAUCGAACCAAGGUGUUACGGGAUAACGGGCUCUGCCGGAACUGUUUUAGGCAUGGCCAUUGGGCGGUGGAUUGUUCAUCCCCAUAUACAUGCCGGAACUGCAGAGGUAAGCACCACACUUUGGUAUGCUCCCUAACCCCAUCCAACGGAAGUAGAAACGGAUCACCGACGCUCCGAGCCCCUGCAGCGAGCAGAAGUACCCAUUCCGAAAGGCCGACUACACAAGGAGGAACACCAGCGCAGGUGUCAUCCAAUGUAGCCGGAACAAAGGUAUCGUCGAUACUCCUUGCAACGGCCGUCAUCCUAGUGGAAGGGAAUAACGGAGUUCGUGUUCCGGCCAGAGCACUUCUAGAUUCCGGCUCCGAGUGUAACUUCAUGACUGAGAAGCUGGCUCAACAACUGAAGGUCCAAAGGCAACGGGCGGUUGUUGAAGUAUGCGGAAUAGGACAAGCCAACAUGAAGGUGAAGCAGAAGGUGACAUCCACCAUAUGGUCGCGAGUUACAGGAUUCUCGAGAAGGUUGGAAUUCCUGUUGCUGCCAAAGGUGACAGCGAAUCUCCCUACUACCAACGUAGAUGUGACGGGAUGGGAGUUCCCUGAAGGUUUAAGGUUAGCGGAUCCAACGUUUUUCAGAUCCGAGGCGAUUGACCUCGUGCUGGGCAUCAAAAACUUUUUUGAAUUCUUCAAUACCGGAAAUGAAGUACCACUUGGUGAAGGUCUCCCAAUUCUCACUCAGUCAGUGUUUGGAUGGGUAGUGUCCGGAAGUGUGGACAGGCCGCACAAUAACUACCGCAUCACAAGCAAUGUGGCUGUUUGCCUGAAGGAGAAACUAAUUCGUUGUCCGAAGAGUAUAUCGGGUCUCUGA
Armigeres subalbatus is the source of this 1572-nucleotide messenger RNA. RefSeq lists its product as uncharacterized. The transcript has a single exon. NCBI's taxonomy places the organism in Eukaryota, Metazoa, Arthropoda, Insecta, Diptera, Culicidae. The coding region runs from base 1 to 1572 and encodes 523 amino acids. The record is from RefSeq and is a predicted model, not a curated record.